AUGAAAAAAACUAAUCUAAACACAGACCAUGAACAAAGAGAAAUAUGUCAUGAUAAAGACACUGAAAGUAGAACUGGUGGUGACAAACAAGAAGAGAAGACCCUGGGUGUUGGGUUUUUCCAGCUGUUUCGCUUUGCUACAUGGCUCGAUAUUGUGAUGAUGGUAGUUGGAGGGUUGUGCGCGCUUGUCCAUGGUGCUGCGGCUCCUCUCAUGCUACUAGUCUACAGCAUGAUGACAAACACCUUUGUAGCCUAUGAGUUGGAGAUUCAGGAAAUGGCUGAUCCCAACAAAACCUGCAUCAAUAAUACUAUCACCUGGACUAAUGGGACUGUAGUGGAGCAGGGAGAUAACGGACCUGUGCAUUGUGGUGUAGAUAUUGAGGCACAGAUGACCAUGUUUGCUUAUUAUUAUGUUGGCAUCGGACUAGGUGUGCUAAUUCUUAGUUAUUUUCAGAUUGCUCUGUGGGUCACUGCAGCUGCAAAGCAAACACAGAAAAUUCGAAAAACGUACUUCAGGAAGAUCAUGAGCAUGGAAAUUGGAUGGUUUGACUGCAAUUCUGUUGGAGAGCUGAACACAAGAAUAUCUGAUGACAUUAACAAAAUCAACAAUGCUAUAGCAGAUCAAGUGGCCAUCUUUAUUGAGAGGCUUUCUACAUUUAUCUUUGGGUUUCUGGUGGGCUUUUUUGGAGGAUGGAAGCUGACACUGGUGGUGAUUGCAGUAAGUCCUCUGAUUGGAUUGGCAGCAGGACUCAUGGCCAUGGCAGUUGCAAGGAUGACAGGUCGUGAGUUAAAGGCCUAUGCUAAAGCAGGAGCUAUAGCUGAUGAAGUCCUCUCUGCCAUCAGAACAGUUGUAGCAUUUGGAGGAGAAGACAAGGAGACAGAAAGAUAUGACAAAAACCUUGAGGAGGCUCAGACCUGGGGUGUGAAGAAAGGAGCGAUCAUUGGUGUAUUUCAGGGCUAUCUGUGGUGCAUAAUCUUUUUCUGUUAUGCUCUUGCCUUCUGGUAUGGAUCCAAACUUGUCAUUGAUACCAAAGAGCUCACACCUGGAACCCUCAUCCAGGUGUUCUUUGGUGUCCUUAUGGGAGCCAUGAACCUAGGUCAAGCCUCUCCAUGUCUAGAGGCCUUCGCCUCUGGUCGUGCUGCAGCCAAGAACAUCUUUGAAACCAUUGACAGGGUCCCAAAAAUUGAUUGUUUCUCCAAAGAAGGGCACAAGUUAGAGAGAGUGAAAGGUGACAUUGAAUUCCACAGUGUUCAGUUCAACUAUCCGUCCAGACCUGAAGUAAAGAUUUUAGAUGGCUUACACUUAUUGGUUAAUGCUGGGGAGACUACAGCAUUUGUUGGACCUAGUGGAUCUGGAAAAAGUACAGCAGUCCAACUCAUUCAGAGAUUUUAUGACCCACAACAAGGAAUGGUCACCCUGGAUGGCCAUGACCUUAGAAGUUUGAAUAUCCAGUGGCUGCGUUCAUUGAUAGGCAUUGUGGAGCAGGAACCGGUUCUUUUUGCCACAACUAUUGCAGAGAACAUCCGUUAUGGCCGGCCAGGGGUCAGCAUGGAGGAGGUUAUACAGGCUUCUAAAGAGGCAAAUGCUUAUAACUUUAUCAUGGACCUGCCACAGAAUUUUGAUACACUGGUUGGAGAGGGUGGCGGUCAGAUGAGUGGUGGGCAGAAGCAGAGGAUUGCAAUUGCUCGAGCACUGGUCAGAAACCCCAAAAUUCUUCUACUAGACAUGGCCACCUCAGCCCUGGACAAUGAGAGUGAAGCUGUAGUGCAGGAGGCACUGGACAAGGCUCGCAUAGGCAGAACCACCAUCACUAUUGCUCAUCGUCUGUCUACAAUCCAUAAUGCAGAUGUGAUUGUAGGUUUUGAACAUGGCCGUGCAGUGGAGAGGGGCACACACACACAAUUAAUGGAGAGACAGGGAGUUUAUUUCACUCUCGUUACACUCCAGGAUCAAAUAAGUGAGCCGUCCAAUCUUGAAACAGACAAAAUAUCUGAGACCAGCAAUCAUGAGGAUGAUAGGACUGAGCAGAUAACAAGUUUCAGCAGAGGAAGCUAUGAGUCAAGUCUAAGGCAAUCCUUGCGAAUGAGGUCACAGUCUCAAAUGUCAAACCACUUAAUUGAUGCUAUAUCUGGAGAAAUUAAAUUUGAUUCUGACAGUCUUGAAAUGAAGGCACUUAGAGAAGCAAAGACAAUUGAUGAUGAUGUGGAAGAGCUGACUGAAUCAGCACCAGUGGCUCGAAUUCUGAAGUACAACCAGCCCGAAUGGCCGUAUAUGUUACUUGGCUCUUUCGGAGCAGCCAUAAACGGAUCUGUCAACCCCAUGUAUGCUGUCUUAUUCAGCCAGAUUAUAGGGACAUUUGCUGUCAGAGACCUGGAUGAACAAAGAGAGCAAAUUAAUGGGAUUUGUAUUCUGUUUGCCUCUGUAGGAGUUAUAAGUUUCUUCUCACAGUUCCUGCAAGGGUAUGCCUUUGCUAAGUCUGGUGAGCUACUGACUCGCAGGCUAAGGAAGAUUGGUUUCCAGGCUAUGCUCAGACAGGAAAUCGGAUGGUUUGAUGAUCCUAUUAACAGCCCUGGAGCUCUUACCACUAGACUGGCUACUGAUGCAUCCAUGGUGCAAGGGGCCACUGGCUCUCAGAUCGGCAUGAUUGUGAACUCUCUGACAAACAUUGGAGCCUCAUUUAUCAUUGCAUACUACUUCAGCUGGAAGCUAAGUUUGGUCGUGACAUGCUUCCUUCCUUUUAUUGCCUUCGCUGGUGUCUUCCAAGCUAAAAUGCUGACUGGUUUUGCUAAUGAGGACAAGAAAGCAAUGGAGGCAGCUGGACAGGUGUCCAGUGAAGCUAUGGCCAACAUCAGGACCAUUGCAGGUCUAGCUAAAGAGAAACAGUUUGUGGCUCUGUAUGAACAACAGCUGGAGGCACCUUACAAAAUGGCCAAGAAGAAGGCCAACAUCUAUGCCAUAUGUUUUGCCUUUGCCCAAUGUGUUAUCUUCAUGGCAUAUGCAGCUUCAUUUAGAUAUGGUGGCUAUUUAGUUAAUUUUGAGGGCCUGUACUAUGUGGUUGUUUUCAGAGUAAUCUCUGCCCUUGUAAUCAGUGGCACAGCUCUUGGUCGAGCUUCAUCUUUCACUCCAGACUAUGCCAAAGCCAAAAUUGCUGCUUCCCAUUUCUUCAAAUUACUUGACAGAGUCCCUAAAAUCAGUACUAGCCAGACGGAGGGACGAAAAUGGGAUACCUUUAAGGGUAGGAUCGAGUUCAAAAACUGCAGGUUUACUUAUCCAAGCAGGCCUAAUGUCCAGGUGCUGAGGGGACUGGAGGUGGAAGUGAGCCCUGGCCAGACUCUUGCCUUUGUGGGCAGUAGUGGCUGUGGCAAGAGCACAAGCAUUCAACUCCUGGAAAGAUUCUAUGACCCAGACCAUGGCCAAGUGCUAAUAGACGGAUACCCAUCCCAUGAAAUUAGUGUACCCUUCCUGAGGUCUCAGAUUGGAAUUGUAUCUCAGGAGCCUGUGCUUUUUGACUGCACAAUAGCAGAAAACAUUCAGUAUGGAGCUAACUCACAGGCCAUCAACAUGGAGGAGGUCAUAGAGGCUUCCAAGAAGGCUUAUCUCCAUGAUUUUGUGAUGAGUCUACCUGAUAAAUAUGAGACUCAGGUUGGAGCACAGGGUUCUCAGCUUUCUCGAGGGCAGAAGCAGCGUAUUGCAAUUGCCCGUGCCAUUAUCAGAAACCCAAAAAUACUGCUGCUGGAUGAGGCUACCUCUGCCCUAGACACAGAAAGUGAGAAGACAGUUCAAGCAGCCCUGGAUGAAGCUCGAUGUGGCCGCACCUGCAUUGUCAUUGCACACAGACUCUCCACCAUUCGAACUGCUGAUAUCAUUGCAGUUAUGUCUCAAGGCAUUGUCAUUGAGAAAGGCACACAUGAAGAGCUUAUGGCUAAGAAAGGGGCCUAUCACAAACUGGUUACUACAGGUGCACCCAUAAGUUAAAAAUAUUGUAGAAUGAUGAAGUCAACCUUUAUAUUAGUUUACUAGUGUACUACCAGAAUGUGCACUGAUCGGGAGGAACUCUCUUAUCACAGAGCACUGUAUUUGUCCAGUUUUGUAUUACACUGAGUGCAGAAUUAUUAGGCAAGUGAGUAUUUUGACCACAACAUCCUUUUAAUGCAUGUUGUCCCACUCCAAGCUGUUUAGGCUUGAAAGCCUACUACCAAUUAAGUAUAUCAGGUGCUGUGCAUCUGUGUAAUGAGAGGGGGUGUGGUCUAAUGACAUCAACACCCUAUAUCAGGUGUGCAUAAUUAUUAGGCAACCUCUUU
Molecule: messenger RNA, 4301 nt
Organism: Neoarius graeffei (lesser salmon catfish)
Lineage: Eukaryota; Metazoa; Chordata; Actinopteri; Siluriformes; Ariidae
Gene: abcb11a
Product: ATP-binding cassette, sub-family B (MDR/TAP), member 11a
Exons: 26
Coding region: 1-3975 (1324 amino acids)
Biological process (GO): transmembrane transport
Cellular component (GO): membrane
Molecular function (GO): ATP binding; ATP hydrolysis activity; ABC-type transporter activity
Source: RefSeq, a predicted model, not a curated record